GCAGUCCGAACGGCUCCUCCACUUCCCCAGAAAACAGUCCAGCAGCAGGUGCAAAUGAAGAUGAAGAGUGUAUGAAUGAGUCAUUUGAUUCGGCAAACACGAGAGUAGCGGACGUUUAUUGGAUGGGAGGCAGGAAGUAUACGUCUGUGGAUCAGAUGGUCACUCGAUAUCAAGCAGAGGAGAUUCUGGACAAUCUCUGUCUAACCAAUCCACCCAAACCGUUAAUUGAGAUGAAGGCAGCCUCACAACUCAAUGAUGAACAACAGAGUAGAAACGGGCUUGCAAACGGUCAGAGGUCAAGCUGGGAACUGGAUGAUGAAGACGUACAGACAGUGCUACGCAGUCGGAUGUCAACCAGAUCCCAAGACGCUUCAGAUCUGGUCGGAAAUUACGAAUCAGUUCUGAAGAAGGGCUUUCUCGACAAAUGCAAAACAGGCUCUGUGAAGAAAUGGAAGAAAUGUUACUUCGUACUGAAUGCGAGAAAUCAAGUGUUGUAUCUGUUUGAAGAUAACACAACGCGCAAGAAACCGAAAGAUCUGAUAGACAUGACGUCAUCACAAGUGUACCCGAUUGACAGCAGUCUGUCGGACAGGAACUUUGCGUUCCAGAUCGUCACCCGAUUCAACUCCGACCCCCAACCCAGAAUUCUAUAUUUAGCCGCCAUAUCCGCACAGGAACGACAGGAAUGGAUGUCGUCUCUUAUGAUGUGCCAGGGCAGCUUCCCCUUCUCCUCCUCGGUCGGACAGCUCCUUGAACAGAAGAGUGUAGAGAAACUAAUGGAGGCAAAGAGCAGAGAGUGCCAGAACCUCUAUUUAGAGAUCAAAGAAGUAUUGGACCUUGCCAGUCCUAAAGUGUACAGUUUCAUGCCACCCGCUCAUAAUUUGUUCGUACUAAUACAACUAGACGACAUACCCUACGCUAAGACUUGCUCUCUAGACGAGAUGAAGAGUCAAUGUACAUUCCAGAAGUUCUGUUUCAAAAAGUUGCCAUCGGAGCUGAAAACGAUACGAAUGGUGUUAAUGUCUUCAAAGUCAAAGAAAGGAAAUCAAGAUUUAGGGUUCGGCGUGAUCAACCUGCAACUCCUGCCGAAGAAUGUGCUGCACUGUGCCAAGUACGGUCUGUGCCCGGUGAUGAAGAACAUGCCCCUGGGCAACCCGUGUGGCUACAGUAGCAGCUCCACCCUCCCUCCCUCCCACCUUGGCACAGUGAGGUGUGAGGUGUUCCUCAAACACUUCACCAUCCUCCCAGAACAGAUGUAUGCCAAACUGCAGACAUGUCUGCUAUCACAGGAAGGCCCCGAUCUGUUGUACCAACUGGGAUACUGUCUGCCAGUGCGAGAGCGCAACUUCUACGCCCUGUCACUACUCAAAACAUAUCUGCACCUGAGGUCAGAAACUGACUUCAUCGUCAAACUGAACGCAAUCGAAAUCGCAAAAGAGGACGAGCAGACACUCUUUCGCUCCACAAGUCUAGCAGUCUCGGUCAUGGAACACUACUUGAGCAAAGUGAUGCAACCCUUCGUCCAGCAAGCCCUACAACCCAUCAUAGACCUCAUAGUAUUUGACCCAGAUGUGACGGCUGGGGUCCCAAUUGCAUCUCCGAAUAACAACCAGGAUCCAGAGAGAUGGAGUAGAGCUGCGAAGAGAUACCUGCAACAUCUGGCUGAUAAUAUUCUAGGCCAGGUUGACAUGGUUCCCACUAAUCUUCGCUACAUCCUGCAACAAAUCAAACGUGAAGUGGAGCAGAAAUGGCCCGUUCGGCCUAUGAACGGCGAGCAACUCUCAGCUUCCCAUCCAGGUGUCGAGUGGAACAGGGGAGGAGCAGGGUCAGAGGGAGCUGCUAAGAACCAGAUGCUCAGAUACAGAAUGAUUGCCUCGUUUUUCUUUCUUCGCUGUAUAUCACUGGCACUCUGCACACCUCGCAAAUAUAAUCUCAUCAUCGGCUCACCCCCCAACAUAGCCGCUGCUCAGGAGAUGCUGAAGUUGCUGGCCAAACUCCUGCAGAGCUGGGCCAACUUCACACAGCUCAAAGAUCACGCUGGCUUCGAUGUCCACUCCCUCAACAACUACUUAAGACAGAACCAGGAGCGCAUGGAGGGUUUCCUGGAGGGAGUCAGCACCAGUCCCCAGGGUCCAAACCAAUCCUCACCGGCCGACUCAAAAGCACAAUGCGACCUGGCCGAGAAGUUCGCAUCACUCCAUAGGCUUUGCUGUGACAACCACGCAACACUUAAGAAGUUCAGCUUCGAAAAGCCGUCCCUGAAGAAACUCCUGUUCAUCAUCGAAGAAAUAGCAGAAAAGUCUGGCCAUACUCUCGGGGACUCCUAAUCUAUUUCAAUACGACCCACUCCUCCAAAACUGGCUUUGAAUGUGUGUGUUUGCGUCUAUCGGAUGAUGUAUUUCUAAUCUCUGUUGGCUGCUGCUGGAUGUGGAAUCCCUCUGUUCUAUUUCUAUAUGUAUACCUUGAAUUGAAUCCGACCCGACCACAACCGCUGUCCACCAAGACUUGGGCGCGGAAUGUGAAGACCUUGCCCCUAACCUGAUCUGAGCUGAAUGAUCUGAUGCUGAAAGGAGGAAGUUGUGAAGUGGGAAUAAUGUCCUUUCGUAUCGGAGUGUUUGUUUGAAGACGUAGAAUGUUAGAAUUUGAAUGACUCUUUUGAACUCAAUUUUACAGUAAAUGUUGCACAUUUUCCACGUAAUUACAUACUGUUAUGCUAUUGGUUUAAAUGCUGACCUGAUUUUCUUUCUCUUCCAGUGCAAAUCGUAUUUGAUUCAAUUAGCUAGUGUACUGUUAAUUCAAUUUUGAACUCCA
Messenger RNA from Symsagittifera roscoffensis, 2811 nucleotides. Its product is annotated as ras GTPase-activating protein 1-like. Gene Ontology annotation, molecular function: protein binding. Gene Ontology annotation, biological process: regulation of GTPase activity. Lineage: Eukaryota; Metazoa; Xenacoelomorpha; Acoela; Convolutidae. The record is from RefSeq and is a predicted model, not a curated record.